ACACAAACACAGCAACACAGCUUUUAUUUGAAAAUGGCUCCACUUCACGAGGCUUCUCUCUCCCUUUCCUCCUUAUCUUUCUCGCCGUAGGCUUUACUCGAGAACCAGACCCCCAAAGAUCGCAUUAUAUAAACACAACACAUUCAUUACAUUGGAGAUUAAAAACAAAAACAAAAAACACAAUUUUUUAAAAUUACCAAUCUUUGAUGAUUUCUCCAAUGUCGUUGUCUCUUCUCUUCUCUGCUUUCGAGUGAUUCUAUUUUUCCAACGGUAACAAAGACUUUAUUUUUCAAAAUCCGACAGAGAAAGACCAGACCUUUCUUCUUCUACUUCUUUCAUCUGACAAUAACCAUCAGACAAGAGACAAAAAGACAGAUACUUUCCCUGCUUUUGGUGUUGUUGUUAAAGUCGGCGGUGAAUAAAAAUGCAGAGAAGAAACGAAGCGAUGACGAUGAGGAAAUCGAAGUGGCAGUAUUCUCCGACGCCGAGGAUUCUUCAGUUGCCACGUAGGCAUAGUGUUCGACGAAGUGCCGCAAAGGGCUUGAAGACGACACCUUCUUCUUCUUUGUCUUCGUCUCAGAAGGAUCGGGGAGUGAAACUAGAGGUUCUGUUUCACCAAGAGAGGACUUUUGAUCGAGGGGCAUCUGUUGUGAUGGUGAAUGAUAAAGGUGGUGAGGAGAAGGAGGAAGAAGGAAGGAGAAGAGGGAAAGUUGCAGACGGGAGAGAGAUUGGUGGGACUAGGUUGUCUUCUUCUUCUUCUACUGCGGUUGAUGAAAAAGUUGAGGAAGCUAAGUGGAGGUUUCAAGCGGAGAUGUUGAGAUCAGAGUGUAAUUUGUUAAGAAUAGAGAAAGAGAUUGCUUUGAAGAAGAUGGAGAGGAGGAAGAAACGGAUGGAGAAGACGCUUAGAUCGGCUGUUCUUACUCUUCUCUCCGGGAAACAGAGGAUCUCAGAAGGGACAAAAGAGAGCAAGGCUUUGGAAGAUGAGAUUAGUUAUUUGGUUGAGAAACUGAAUGAGUUAAAGUCUCCAAAAGUUAAGGACGUGGAAGCUAGAAACUGCAGACAUAAUUUUGACAAGAAAGCUUCUGUUUUAAGGAAAGAGCUAGAGAGGUUCGAUGAAUCAGUUUCUGAAGAGGUUUGUGUCAAAGGGAUUCAAAAAAUGGCUGAAGCUAGUUUCUCGGUCCAUUCUGAUCAAAUCUCUCUCAGGAACAAUAAUGGAAAUAUAGAUACAUUGAGUAGUAAAAUGGAGGCAUUGUCGAAAGGGGUAUUGUUGGAAAGAAUGGAGAAAGAAUAUGGAUCGAGUCUCUUUGCACCAAGCUCUGUCUCCAAAUGUAUUGAUCGUCAAGAUGCAUCUUUACAAGACAUGUAUAGUAAGGCAAUUAAAGCGCACGAGGAAAAGAAAGACUGCUCUAGACAUUGCAAAGCAGUUAUGAGGAAGAUCGCAGAUGAAGUAAGAGCUGAAGCAGAGCAAUGGUCACAAAUGCAAGAGAUGUUGAAUCAAGUGAGGAAAGAAAUGGAGGAACUUCAAUCUUGUCGUUAUUUUUGGCAAAACCGCGCUCUCGAAUCAGAUUCCCAGUUACAAAAUCUACAUUCCACGGUUGAAGGGUGGCGAAGAAAGGCGUUAUCAUCAGAGGCAAAGUUGAAAAACCUACAAGCAGAGGUUUGUGGUUUACAAGAAGAGAUCAAGAGACUGAGGAAGGAAGAUAAGUUAGAACCGGAGAAGAACAAAUUGCCAUCAGAGUCAGAGAAGAGGGUAUUGAUUUGUCGGUUGAAAGAAAACCGACAUAACAACAACAAUGGAGAUUGGUCUAAGCACAGCGAAGGAAGAACAACGAAACCGCCAUCAAGCUCGAGACCGCCUUUGAGGGAAGUUAAGAACAACAGUUCAGUCACAUCAAGGCAUAGAAACUCCAAUGUCAUGAAAAUGUAGCUUUCUCAAUCUUACAAA
This is a messenger RNA of Camelina sativa (false flax), 1945 nucleotides long. RefSeq lists its product as uncharacterized. The record is from RefSeq and is a predicted model, not a curated record. Lineage: Eukaryota; Viridiplantae; Streptophyta; Magnoliopsida; Brassicales; Brassicaceae.